Messenger RNA from Orbicella faveolata, 844 nucleotides. RefSeq lists its product as uncharacterized. Gene Ontology annotation, molecular function: calcium ion binding. NCBI's taxonomy places the organism in Eukaryota, Metazoa, Cnidaria, Anthozoa, Scleractinia, Merulinidae. The record is from RefSeq and is a predicted model, not a curated record.
UAGACGUAGGAUUGUUUUCGAAUUACGGGACUCAAAAAUUCUAAAACUCUCUCUUGUUCAAAAUAUACAUGUGCUUUUGCAUUUAUUCUUUUCGCAAGUGAUGCCGCUUUUCGGAUAUCGAAUCUUUCAGACUCCAUGUUCCAGUAAUCCGUGUAAGAAUGGUGGACGAUGCUUGGCAAUCUAUGAAGAAGAUGACUAUCAGUGUUCCUGCGUUCCCGGAUUUCAAGGGGUGCAUUGUGAAAUAGAUAUUGAUGAAUGCGCCAGCGAUCCAUGUUCUAAUGGCGGCACAUGCAGCGAUCUUGUAAACAAAUUUGUCUGCAACUGUCCUCUAGGGUACGGUGGUGUCCGUUGCGAAGCAAGUACGUUAAAAAUUGCAAACUGCACGGUUUUCAUUGUCGUGCAAUCAAAAAUAAAGAUGGCAACCAUUCAAUAACAAAACUCAAUAACUAAAGAAUCUGGGAUAUGAUAGAUGACUGACAUAUACGAUAAACAACUUCGCUAAGAUUUAGGUCUGCGCGGUUUUUCAUUCGCGUGUUAUUCGGAGAAGUGCUUUACAUUUUUCAGACCUGAGUCAAUAACCUAUUUCAGACCACUAGAAUUAGUACACGGCUCCAAAAUAUUACUGCAGCUAACCUGAAAUGGCUUCCAUUUCCGUAAACAUUCGAGAAGGUUACAAAUUUGCCAAAGUUGAAACGGAAAAAGUAGAUCCGCUGAGAGUGAAAAGCAUGCCCUAUAUUUUGGAGCAAAAUGGUGAGAAUCUAUACCCUUUUUCAAACCAAAACGGUUCACUGUAAAACCUAACCCGCAUAUAUACCUAUAUAUCCCAUGCAAGGGAGUACCAACC